AUGUUUUACAGAAUGUGGAGAAAUAUUACAGUAGCAGCAAUCCUCAUGUUACUGACAGGGGUUCAGGCUCAGCACAGUGUAACUCUCUCCUCUCAGAGUCUCUGUGCUGUUACUGGAUUUACAGUAAAAAUCCCCUGUACAUUUCCAACACCUGAUCACUCCAGUGUCACACAGAGAGAGUGGUAUCGAGUCCAGAGCUCUGAAGGAGAACCACAAGACCUGAGCACAGAUCCACAAUACUCAGGACGAGUGUCUGUAAGCACAGUGACGUCUGACUGUGAGCUGACAGUGAGGAAUGUGAGAGUGAGUGACUCUGGAGUUUAUAACUUUAGAUUUAAAACACGGAGAAGUGACUGGAUAUCAGCCUCAUCUGGAGUUCAUCUGACUGUUACAGACUUGCAGGUGAAGGUGGAUCCUAACACUGUAGGACAGAGAGAAGUGAAAGUGACCUGUAGCGCCACCUGCAGUGUCAGUACAGCCCGUUUUUACUGGUACAGGAACGGCCAUUACAUUAGACAUACCACUGAUGCCACUGUUGUCCUUGACUCGACCAGUCCACAUGAUGAAGGCAGCUUCUCCUGUCAGGUGUAUGAGAGUGAACACCGCUCUCCUGCAGUGUGUGUACUGGGUACAGAGUGUUGGGGUGUGACUUACACUUCUGAACAUGUGUGUGCUCUGAAAUACACAUCGAUUGAUCUCUCCUGCUCUUAUAAACACCCUGCAGGACUCACAGUGUUAAAAUCAGUCUGGUUCAUUAAAGUGCAGGCUGAUGGUGAGCCUGUGGAUGUGAGAGAGGAUGAGGAGUAUCAGGGCCGAGUGCAGUACACACAGAGCUCCCAGAAUAACUGUAGUCUGAGAAUCACUAACCUGACAGAGAGAGACGCUCAGACAUACAGAUUCAGAUUAUACACUGAUGAUCCUAAAGAUCCUAAAUACACUGGAGAUCCUGGAGUCUCUCUGUUUGUUACAGAUUUGAAAGUUACAGUAUCAGACUGGAGAGAUCAGUACAUUACACUGAGCUGUAUCACCACCUGCACUCUGUCUAACAACCCCACUUACAUCUGGUACAAGAACGGACAGCGUGUGUCUGACUGUAAAUCUGCCUCCUGCUCUGUAGCUGCAGUCAGUGGUGCGGUCAGUUACAGCUGUGCUGUUGAAGGCCAUGACAGUGUCCUCUCUCCUCCAGUGUGUGAGUUCGACGAACACUUGUGUUGGGGUGUGACUUACACUUCUGAACAUGUGUGUGCUCUGAAAAACACAUCAAUUGAUCUCUCCUGCUCUUAUAAACACCCUGCAGGACUCACAGUGUUAAAAUCAGUCUGGUUCAUUAAAGAGCAGGCUGAUGGUGAGCCUGUGGAUGUGAGAGAGGAUGAGGAGUAUCAGGGCCGAGUGCAGUACACACAGAGCUCCCAGAAUAACUGUAGUCUGAGAAUCACUAACCUGACAGAGAGAGACGCUCAAACAUACAGAUUCAGAUUCUACACUGAUGAUCCUAAAGAUCCUAAAUACACUGGAGAACCUGGAGUCUCUCUGUCUCUUACAGAUUUGAAAGUUAAAGUAUCAGACUGGAGAGACCAGUACAUGACACUGAGCUGUAUCACCACCUGCACUCUGUCUAACAACCCCACUUACAUCUGGUACAAGAACGGACAGCGUGUGUCUGACUGUAAAUCUGCCUCCUGCUCUGUAGCUGCAGUCAGUGGUGCGGUCAGUUACAGCUGUGCUGUUGAAGGCCAUGACAGUCUCCUCUCUCCUCCAGUGUAUUCCCCUAAAAACACCAGAGCAGUGGUUCUUUCUCCUGGAGACACAGUGGAGGGGGAUUCAGUGACUCUGAGCUGUAGCAGUGAUGCAAACCCUCCUGUUCUCAACUACACCUGGUUUAAGCAGAGAGCAGCUGCAGACACACUGCUGACAACAGGCCAGAAUUACAGCAUCAGCAACAUCAGCUCCCAGCACAGAGGACUGUACUACUGCACUGCUCACAACCAGCUGGGACAGCACAACUCCACACCAACACUCCUGAAUAUGUUGUAUCACCCUAAAAACACCAGAGCAGUGAUUCUUUCCUCUGGAGACACAGUGGAGGGGGAUUCAGUGACUCUGAGCUGUAGCAGUGAUGCAAACCCUCCUGUUCUCACCUACUCCUGGUUUAGGCAGAGAGCAGAUGCAGACACACUGCUGACAACAGGCCAGAAUUACAGCAUCAGCAACAUCAGCUACCAGCACAGAGGACUGUACUACUGCACCGCACACAACCAGCUGGGACAGCACAACUCCACACCAACACUCCUGGAUGUGUUGUGUAAGUGCAGAAUACACACACUUUUAUGUAGCUGUAUAAAGCAAAUGUUUUAA
This is a messenger RNA of Clarias gariepinus (North African catfish), 2355 nucleotides long. Its product is annotated as sialoadhesin-like. The transcript is spliced from 10 exons. Lineage: Eukaryota; Metazoa; Chordata; Actinopteri; Siluriformes; Clariidae. Bases 1 to 2355 code for a protein of 784 amino acids. The record is from RefSeq and is a predicted model, not a curated record.